GGUGAAAGGCUAUAAACUGGGCAUGUUCAUCUGUCGAGGGUUAAUGUUACACGGCCUGCUCUUCGUAAAGCAGCCAACAAUGAAGGCUCAACUAAUCGCGGAGCUGCUUGAAAUAUUCAGUAGGAAACCCACACCUGUUUCCAGUGAACUCAAGGACUCGACUAGCAGCCCGAAUUUUCUUUUCAUUCAAAGUGUCCGCAUAAAGACAAUGAGGAGAAGCUUGCUGAAAACUGAUUGUCUUUCACAGAUGGAACAGGAAUAUUGUUAGAGAUUUUGUUCUUAACUCAGGCUGGGUGGCGUAGAAAUAUCUUGGAUUGUUUUUGUGCACAUCUGAGGAGUUUUUGAAGGUGUCCGCCAUGAAUCCCAUGUGGAAAGUCUAUAAGAGUAAAGUCAUGAAGACCCUCAACCCGGAUAUGGACGAGGAACCGGUGGAAGAGGUCAGUGAUGCGGCUGAAGAUAUAAUACCUAUCCAGACGGAUGAAGGACCCAAUGCGAUGACACAACUGGCCAAGAGAAUGCAGGGAGCCGGAGCCAAAGGUUGGAAAAGUGUUUCGUCUCUAUUCACCCAGGAUGAUGAACACCAACUUCUGGAGGCGGAGAACCAGCCGGCAGCAGAUCAUCCAUUGGCAGUGAAGCCGGAGGAGCCUCCACGACCCAACAAGCGAAACACUGGAUUCUGGGAUAACUUUUCCACUAAGUGGCAUCAGGCAGCUGCGAUGAAGCAAGCGGAGGCCGAGGAGGCGGGAGGAGACGGCAGACAAGAGGAGGAGGAGAGCGGGGCGAGAGCUGAAGACGUCGAACACCGAGAGGAGGAGCAGGGAGAUGGAGGCGCGGGGAACAGCUUCUCCAAGUACACCACACUCGCAGGAGGGAGUGACGACACACCGGCCUUCAAGUGGAACUUUGUGACCAGCAAACUGGCUGAGCUGAAGACCAAAAGCAUGGCCAAGAGCAACUAGCCAACAGUGCUAGAGAACUAGAGAAGGGUUAUCACAGUUCAGACCUCAGGGGCCACAGUGCUUCAUAUGAGCCUUAUCGCACAGAUGUGAUCGCAUUUCACCCGUUUAAACGCAGCGACCGUGACCGACACUGUGGCCUCCUCUGGCCUGGACUGGUUGGCAUUCGUGUGGGAACUGCCGCUUACGGGAAACUCACACAAACGUCUGUUAUUAAAGGUGAUGUGUGUCAUUUUUUUGUGAAAAAAUACUGAAAUUGCAUGCUUCACCUGUAAAACAUCAGGAAAUUAUGAGAGUUAAGUAGGCUAAUAAUAUCUGGAGCAUGUAGAUGAACACUUGAUGAAAAAAGGUAUAGCCCACAAAUAAGUUAAAAUUAAGCUAAUAUAACAACUAUUUUCUUUUUGUCAAGUGAAAUCAGUUCCCUACAAGCACAAUAACACACCCAUAACUUAUUUUUAAUAAUCAUUAUUUUUGCAAGCAUAAAUUACACACUUCACUUAAAAAAGCAACACAGUAAAUUGAUUUAUAGGAAUGAGGUAUGUACUGUAGCAGGGAAUGAUGUCAUAAUGUGCGCAGAUUUAUUUUCAUUAAUUUAUGUAAUAGACAUAAAUCAAUUCCUUACAAGUAGUUGAAGAUUAAGCCCAAUAAUAUAAAGCCCAUCAUCAAGAUGAAAUGUGAUCUGAAAAACCCAGUGGAACAAUCUCACCUCAAAAAAAAGAAUAUAAUAUAUUUUAUAUAAUAAUAUCGUGUACAACACUUUUUGUGUGUAUUUAGCAAUGAAAUUGAUAAAGUUGGGGAAUCUCUCAUUUAAUUUAAUUUUAUUGGGUGAAGGUUUACAGAAUAUGUGUCCGGUGUAGUUUAUGCAGUGUUCUGUCUGUUUCAUAAUGUUUCAUAACUCCUGAAGUGUGUAUUUACACAAUAUCUCAAAGGUGCUUUGUGUCUGCUGUCUGUUCAAAGUUUGUUCUCACAUUGAUUGAUUGAUUUUUUCCUGCUUUGAUGUUUUAUUUUAUGAUACAAUAAAGUUCUAAAAAAAA
Pimephales promelas (fathead minnow) is the source of this 1990-nucleotide messenger RNA. RefSeq lists its product as uncharacterized. Gene Ontology annotation, biological process: spermatogenesis. The record is from RefSeq and is a predicted model, not a curated record. Lineage: Eukaryota; Metazoa; Chordata; Actinopteri; Cypriniformes; Leuciscidae.